AGGUACUGCUAACAUUUUACGGGCAAAACGCCAACAUCCUAAGCCCCACAGUGACAGCCUUGCGCCUGCCCCACUCUUUCAGGCGACAACUUCCGAACCCAAGCGACGGGAUGGCGAGUCUCUCACAGAACGUCCAAUUGGCGAAGUCGCUUCCGCCUCGGCUUCUACGAUUCUUUGCCCGAUAUCCACCGGCCGUCAUUCAACCGGCAGAAGCGGCGAAGACUGCUUACCAGCUCGAGACCCCCAACCCCUUCCAGGUGACGAAACAUCCGGUAACGGGCAAGUGGCAUGACCCUGUCUACUCGCUGCGGAGACAGGCCGAUCUGGUGAAGCUGGCGCGGGAACACGGCGUUGAGGAAUUGCUACCAUACACAAACAAGGGCACAGAGGAACGGAUACGGACGAGGGUCGAGCAUGGCUUGAGAGUGAAGGGUACCGGUGUGGGAGAGCAAGUCAAGGGCCACAAGCACGAGAGACAGCUGAUUGCCAAGAUGGAGAAGAGGAGAAAGGCCAUUCUCGACAUGCCGAACCUUAUCAGAGAAUGGAAGAGGGUUGGCAAGCGCAAUUGGACCAGGUUCCCCAAAUAGUGCUCCACGAGGCAGUCCUGUUCUGUUAUUUCCAUCCCAUGUACAGCAUAGCAUGUAUUACCAAAUGUACACCAUCCCCAGGGCCAUAUCAGUACUCCUCCACAUCUCCAUCGAUUUUAUACACCUUUUAACCCUGUUGCCCUGGAGUGUCUCUUACCCCUGGUUCUUUCUCGCUAGGCUAAGUGUGCUUUUUCAUAUUGGCAGCAUGCUUGUCCGACGACAAACAAGACCUCUCUCUAAUGCCGCUAUAAGGAUCCAACUAACUACUGCAGGUGCGGCUUUGGAAUUGGAAGUUUCUUUACUUUGUUAUCCCAAGUGGACGGCCAAGCGGAUCCUCAACAGGCUCUGCUUUAUCUUCCUUCGCCGCCACGACGCCGUGCAAGGGGAUCUCUAACCUGGUAGUCUCCUGUUUUCUACCUUCGGCCUAGGUGCAGUGAGGGAAGCCGACCUCGGCUAAGACGCGGAAUCCAUG
Messenger RNA from Phialemonium atrogriseum, 1059 nucleotides. RefSeq lists its product as uncharacterized. Lineage: Eukaryota; Fungi; Ascomycota; Sordariomycetes; Cephalothecales; Cephalothecaceae. Gene Ontology annotation, molecular function: structural constituent of ribosome. The record is from RefSeq and is a predicted model, not a curated record. The transcript is spliced from 4 exons. Bases 111 to 587 code for a protein of 158 amino acids. Gene Ontology annotation, cellular component: mitochondrial large ribosomal subunit.